This is a messenger RNA of Hemicordylus capensis (graceful crag lizard), 5923 nucleotides long. RefSeq names its product inhibitory synaptic factor 2A (gene INSYN2A). The transcript has 6 exons. NCBI's taxonomy places the organism in Eukaryota, Metazoa, Chordata, Lepidosauria, Squamata, Cordylidae. Gene Ontology annotation, cellular component: postsynaptic density. Gene Ontology annotation, biological process: inhibitory postsynaptic potential. The record is from RefSeq and is a predicted model, not a curated record. Bases 723 to 2360 code for a protein of 545 amino acids.
UCUCCGGCGAGAUACACGCGCGUACACACACACACACACACACGCCAAGCGCCAGCAAAACAGCACACACUCCCUUGCUCUCAUGCAUUUCCAAAAGUAGGAGGGAAUUGAGCUUGCCCGAAUCCUCUGCCUGCAAGCCAGGAGGACUACAGAUAAUGCUCCAAAGUGAACAGAACUGGAAGCCAGGUUUGAAGCGGUGGCUGCUGAAACGACCCCCGCCAUCCCCUUCUUCGCCUUCCGCCCCAUAUCAGCUCCCCCCGUUAUCGGAUCUGAGAUCUCAUUGAAGGCAAUUGCAGUAAAUGAGGACAUUUUCAGGACUGCGUGGCUUCUGACUGCUGCUACUCUAAAAUUUGCCUCAUAGUCACGGCUGAAUUAAUGUUUCCCUGCGAAAUCUAACGAGGAGGAGGAAGAGGACGUAGUCGGUAGCAGUGACCAAGUCUCUGGGAAGCAAAAUUAAAAAAAAAAAAUCCCUUUGGUGUUAUCUUGCAGCAGAUGCUCUUACAAGAGUGGAUCGUUGCUCUGCAAGCUUGCAGAAGUGAGCUGGGAGAGAUGCAUCAUCGCAAAGAGACUGCACAGACCUUUACUUAUUUGUAAGGAAGCGUAGUAAGGUAAGCAUCGCUCUGCAAAUCAGCCCAGAUUGUGCGAAAACUGCAAAAGCUGCCCACAAAUUCCAGAGGGAUCAGAGUGCUCGGAAGCCUCAGCAUCUCGCUGCAAGAGGCUUCAUGCAAAUAGAAAGUAGCAGGAUGGCUAAAGGGGCUGAUAAUGAGAUGUGGGAUCUUUCGUCUCCAGCCUCACAAUCCCUCAGUGAUGAAGGAACCAUGGUGAGUAAGGAACUCAGCAAGUGCUUGCUUACAGCCUCUGAAAGCGAAGUUGAUCCAGCAACAUCACUUGCCUUAGAGAUGAAAUAUGCUCUGGAUCCCAACCGGCAGAUCAAGAAAAGAAACAAAGCCUUGCAGGUGAGAUUCAAAGAUAUCUGUGAUGCCCAGAAUGAGCAGAGGGACAAACAGCUCUCUACACUGCAGCAGACAGACAAAAAGGAAGCAAAGCCCAUCUCUUGCAGAACAGCUUACCGGAAAUAUAUGACAGUGCCUGCACGGAGAUCAAUCCCAAACGUUACAAAAAGUACAGGAGUUCAGACUUCGCCUGAACUUAAAAAGUGUUACCAGACAUUCCCUUUGGACCGGAAAAAGGGGAGUAUCAUCAAAAGCAUAGCUUCAGUUGACACUUUUCCAAGUCAAAACAAUGGAUUCCUAAUAGAUGUUAAAGAUAAAGACAGCAAAAUCUCAGGGGAGGCUGCUCAGUGUAGCAAGAAAGUCACUGGAUUUGUGACAGCUGAGUUUAUUUCACAUACUAAUGAACGCAUGAAUGCAAUAGAGCAGCCUUCUAGUGACAACUGCUCGGAGACAUGUAGAAGCACUGAUUUGCACAGCUGUACUAAAGAACCUCCUCCUCUUCAAAACUCAGCAGCUUCUGUUUCAGAAGAGCCUGAUUACCAGCUGCAUGACAAAGCAAAACACCACACGGGGCCAUUGGGAAAUGAGGAGGCUAAUCCAUCCACCCAUGGAAAAGUGUUUAAGACAGAAGUAGCUUCUGUCUACUUGCCUGCAUCCAGUUCACACGUCUCACAGACUGACCUGCAGAAUUCUGCAGCAGGGAAUGAAUGGUCUCUGUGCCCAACUGAGGACAAAAAAAGAACAGUGCAUCUUAAUGGUCUGCAAUCACAAGCCGUAAGUGCAGCUCAGGCCUGUUCGACGCAGGCACAGUGCCAAUCAACUGAAUGUAAUGAACAGACCCUUCAGAUACAUGUUUCACCUAUGGAAGGAAAUCAGCCUUGUCAGACAGCAGUUGCUGUGAGUGAAGGAUGCCAACAAAUUGUGCCUCACACAGAAGUGGUAGACUUGAAAGCACAGCUACAGAUGAUGGAGAACUUGAUCAGCUCAAGUCAGGAAACCAUAAAGGUCUUGUUGGGUGUUAUUCAGGAGCUAGAAAAAGGAGAAGCUCAUCGAGAAGGAUAUUGUUCCAUGGGGAAAAAUCUUAUGUCGAAAUCGGACCUUGACUAUGUAAUGAAAGCUUCUUCUCACUUGUUGAGACUUGACCCAUUAAAGCUUUCAUAUCGGACUGGUCAAGACACAUCUAACUGUGACACAUGCAGGAACAGUGCAUGUAUAAUCUAUAGUGUGGAAUUAGAUUUUAAGCAGCAAGAAGACAAACUACAGCCAGUUCUGAGAAAACUUCAUCCUAUUGAGGAAACUCAGGUUGCACCUUUGCCUUAUUCCCAGGAGAGUUACUCCUCAACUCCCAAGCAAAAAUCCAAAACUGAAUCAAAAAAGCACGGAAGAUGGAAACUCUGGUUUCUUUAACUAAGCCCGUAAUAUAUGGAAUUUAAGGCCUUUGAAAAAACAACAUACACAUACACAAAGUUCUGAAUUUUUUAGAAAAAGGAAUCUUGGUAGUUUGAGCAGGUGACUGUCAGCUGUGUUACUCUGACAAUAUUAUAGAAGCAUUCUGUUCUCACCAUAUGUGUACCAAAAAGGCCUUUGUACCUAUGAACUACUUUUUGGGAGCAAGGCAUUAAAAAUCACACCUUGCCAACUUUUUAUUCAAAUUUCACCAGUGUGGGAUGUAAAACAAAACAAAACAAAACCAGGACAGAAAUUUAUGUUAACAAAUAUGAAAGUAAAACUGCUCUCCCCAAGGCACCUUAACCCACAAUCAUUGUUUUUUAACAUUCUAAUAGCAGAUUGCCAUCUUAUUUACUCUGAGGAUAAUAGUAAAAUUUAAAACAUUUUGUGAAAGAAAGGAGCAAGCCUUUUGUUUCCAAAGACCUUCAUUUUUAUAUUUAAUUUCCCAAAUAUGCUGGGGUUAGAUAGUGUCAUUUUCAGCACAUAAUAUCCUGAGGAAAGCACAAUAUUUUCAAAUGGUCUGAGACCAUGAAUAAUCGUUAAGAUGGGAUUAUGUGUCUACUUGCCUUUUUGUGCUGUAGCAUUAAGCCAAGUGAUUGCAUCUCAGUGAAAUGCAGGCACUUUUAAUUUAGUCUCAUUUUCAUUGCCAGAUCUACUGCGCACUCCAAAUCGCGAGUGUCCAAAAGCCACCCAAAGUCAGGACAUGCCUUUAAUCACUGCAAGUUGACAGGGUCAAAGCUAGGGGCACUAAGCUCUCUUAGAUAUCAUUUUUAAAUCUGUUGGUACCCAACAGCUAAAAUUAUAUGUUCUGGCAUGAUUUUUGGGGAUGGGGCAAAGAGAUGGAUAAACAUUAAAUGACAGGUCAUUGGCAGCUGCCACAAUUUAAUACUCUUUUGUAAUUCAGUCUUGAGAAAACGCUAUACACUAUUGACACACUGUGCCAGAAAUUUUAUAAUGUGUUGUGCUUUUUAAAAUUUCACAAGAACCUGGCAAUUUUAUUUAGCUGUGCAUCAGAGAAUGACAUUCAGCCAUCCUAAUGCCCAUAUUUAAAGUUCAUUAUGGACAAAUCAAGACUUUGAAUGAAAAUGCUGUGAAAUCAUACAAUUUUAAUAGUACCAUUCAGAAUUUACCAUCAAUUAUACACUUUAGACAUGAAUCCUUAAAGUCCCACUGAUUUCAGUGCAAAUAAAUUCUAACACUUUCUUAACUCACUUGCUAAGAUCAGUGGGACUUGAAAGUGCUUUGCUUCAGUUGAAAUAUGCCCUGUAUUUUUUCCUUUAUUCAUUUGUGUCUCUAGGAAAAAACAACACACAAUUCUAUAAUGGCUUUCUUGGGGAACUUGCACAUUAAGUGAAAAUUCUUCUAUCUUUUAUACUUUAAAUUUCAGUAGGGUGUAUUAAAGAUACUAGGCCUACAAUUUCAUAUCUCAAAACACCACAUAGCUAUUUUAAUUUUAUUUUUAAUAAUGGGAAAGCAGCAGAAAGGAUGAAGAAAUAAUUUUAUUGACAGAAUCUCCACCUAAAAAGUAAUAUGAAUGUGUGACAUGCUAUACUCCUCACUAUUUAAAUAUUAACAAUUUAAUAUGAAACCCAAAGCAGUCAAUUUGGUCAUUUUCCUAAAAAGAAAAUGGCUUAAGAGAAUAAGCUUAAUAUAGGGUAUACAAGAUUGUAAUGAUCAACUUCAAACACCACUUCCUAUUUAUGCUUUAAUGAGAAACUGUCACCUUUCUAGUAAAAUUCCAAGAGGGCUACAAAUCACUGUACAUAAAGCAAACAGUAUUCUAAAAUAUUUUUUGUGAAAGCUGAAGGAUGAGAAAGGCAUUUCUGUGCCAUGAAGGGAAGUGCAAUUGUUUUAUGUUUGAGUGGGGUGGGGAAUGUAAUGUAUUUUAUAAUGUUUUUAAGUAAAGUUAAAAACUGUUUACAAAUGAUCCCACCAUAAAUAUUUUAGAAUCUUAAAUACUCAGAGCAUUAAAUUUAUUAUUUUUAUGAAAAGAUGAAUUCUCAAAUUUAAGCAUAUUUAUUUAGAGUAAACUAAGGUGUUUAGUGUGCUACUGCAAAACAACCUUCACAUAUAAGAACAGCUCGGUUCCUAUGACACUUUUGCAUGGUAUCACUGAAGAUGAUGACCCUGAUCCAGAGAUGAGCAAGUGGGAAGUCUUCGUAUAUAGUGUGACUCUUGUUGACAGUAGUAUCCUAUACACCACAAACUGCUUUUUGUGGUGUUGUAAGUUGCAAUUUCCAUGGAAGGAGCUGCUGUUUGUACCAGUAAACAGAAGCCCACUUAUAUACGCCCAGUCUUUCACUCAACAGUGAAUUGGCUCAGUAGACCAGGACUUAUGGCCAUAAUCUCACAAGCACUCAGUGUGCAGUCUACAAACUGCACAUGCAUAUGUGGGUUUUCCCAUUUUUGCUCCAGCAGCAAAAACUCCCAUUCUUCUCACCCAAACCUACCAACACAAAAUCAAACUAGGACUUAAAUUCACCAGAGGUUAUUAGUCUGGAGAUGGCUUGUUAAGAGAAAAUGAAAAAAGAAGUGUGCAGACAUCUAGAGAAAACAUUAAAGAUUAACUGGUUUGCAACCCAUUCCAUAUUUUAAUUGUUUUGGGAUAUGGGCCAAAGUUAGUAUUGUUAACUCUACAUAGUUUGAACGUGCCCCUCUCUGCACACGAUUUGUUUCACAAACAGCCCAAGUAGUCAAUUCACAUAAAAAUCCCCAAAAAUAUUUAUCAUCUGUUGGCAUAACACACAAGCUAUGAUUAAACAGGUACUGAGAAAUGGGUAAAGUUAAAGAAUCUGGGAGGCCAUUUUGAAGCUGAUAAAUGAAACCAACAUUGAGUGUUCUAUACAUGGACAGAGUAUUUUCCUAAAAAGUUUGAAAAUUUUAAUUUUUACAUUUUCUCGUUCAAAUGAUAAAAUACAUAUUCUUGCUCAAAAUUACAUAUUGUGUUAUCGUAUCAUACUAUGUAACUUGUAAUAAAAUGUUAUUUGCAAGUGUGUAAAACGUAUCAUAUUGUAUUACAUUUAGGAUCACUCAGGCACAAGUUAGAAUUUUUAUGAAGGAAAGAUUUAAUUCUUUAAAAUGAGUAGCUAAGUACAGUAUAUGAGGUGAAAUGGCUAUAGUUCCACUUUAAUGAGAUCUUAUAAAAAGCAGAUAGGACAUCCAAAAGCAAGUUGGUCACUCUUUAAUCUGGCAUAUUCCUUAAUUUGCUGAUAAAUUCAUUAGCAAUAUCAUGUGAUCCCAAGUACUAAUUUAAUUAAAACCCAUAUCAUGCUUUUGAUUCCAUUUCUAACCAAUAAAUGCUGCAGUAAUUUUAUAUUACUUGCUAUUUUCAUACUACAGGGACAAUAUUUUAUAAGUUUGCAUAAUUCCCAUGAAGCAGCAGCAACACAGAUCUUUGUUUUGAAAUUAUUGGGAAACAAUACAUGUAAAUAUCACUUGUUUUCUUAAAAAAAAUAGACCACUGUAAGAUACUUUAUAUAGUCAGGAUAAAAUGAAAAAAAAAAUUAAAAUUAAAAAACUAA